Molecule: messenger RNA, 2907 nt
Organism: Nothobranchius furzeri (turquoise killifish)
Lineage: Eukaryota; Metazoa; Chordata; Actinopteri; Cyprinodontiformes; Nothobranchiidae
Gene: tnfaip8l1
Product: tumor necrosis factor, alpha-induced protein 8-like 1
Biological process (GO): regulation of apoptotic process
Cellular component (GO): cytoplasm
Source: RefSeq, a predicted model, not a curated record
UCUUUCAUUGGUUCAGAACGACAUCAAGUUUGAAACUUUUUUUCUGACCAAGUAGGCGGGGGGAGUCUGGUUACGCCAACAGAAAACUUGUAACCGAUCUCAGAGUGUCCGCGAGACGAAAACACUCUUAAUAAUUCACACUUCUGCGCCUGGUUGCAGAACAAAAGAGCAGCGGAGAACUGCUUUUGUAUAGUGGAUAUUCGGCGAACAAAAGUAACGUUAGUGGGGUGAAUAUGUUGUAAAACCACUUCCUCUGUGGCAAGGAUGAAGAAGUCUUGAGUGACUUUGCUCUGAUUAAUUUGUCAACUUUUGCUGGCGGAUCGCUCCCGUGGCUCGGUGAACCGUAGAGAAAGACUCGAGCAUGGACUCCUUCAGCACCAAGAGCUUGGCCCUGCAGGCGCAGAAGAAGCUGAUGAGCAAGAUGGCCACCAAGAGCAUGGCCAAUCUCUUUAUAGACGACACCAGCAGCGAGGUGCUGGACGAGCUGUACCGCGUCACCAAGGAGUACACGCGCAACCGCAAAGAGUCGCAGAAGAUCAUUAAAAACCUGAUCAAGAUGGUGGUGAAGCUGGGAGUGCUCUACAGAAACAACCAGUUUAACAGUGAGGAGCUGAUCGUGGUGGACAACUUCAGGAAGAAGGUCCACACUCUGGCCAUGACGGCGGUCAGUUUCCACCAGAUCGAGUUCACCUUCGACCGCCGUGUUAUGAGCUCCAUUUUGAACGACUGCCGAGAGCUGCUGCACCAGGCCAUCAAACGCCACCUGACGGCCAAGAGCCACUCGCGGGUCAAUCACGUCUUCAAUCACUUCGCCGACUGUGACUUCCUGGCGGCCCUGUACGGGCCCUCCGAGGUCUACCGGGCCCACCUGCAGAGGAUCUGUAACGGGGUCAAUAAGAUGCUGGACGAGGGGAACCUCUGACCUCUGUGUGUCUCCACUUCAGGCACGUUUACCUCUCAUCAUCCCUUCAUGUUGGAUAUUCUGUUGUUUUUCUUUUUUUUUUUAACGACAAUCAUGAACAUUUGUACUUUUUAUGUACUGGUCUGUGGUGCUUUCCAGAUACUGUAACACCGAUAUUCUCUUCCUACAUUUAUCCAAAGACUGCUCCUUAAACAACCUGUUUGGUUUUCUGUCUUUUAUAUAAAUGAAUGUAAAACUUUAUGCUCUUAUCAGUAUAUUCACGAGUAGGAGCCUUGACAACUGUGCCUUGAAACACAUAUUUUAUCGUUUUUUCCAAGGACUCCUUGGCUCUUUUCUUUUGUUAAAACCAUAAAUCAAGGCACAAGCCUUCAGGUUUUAUCUUUAUUAUGUGUCUGUUAGGGACAUGCACCUAGAGAGGGGGAAAUUAUCUAGCAAGGGUUUUGGAGAAGUGAUUAUUUCUUUAUGUUCUUCUAAAAGUAGUGUUGCACUUAAUCCUGAACAAGCGCUGUACUGUACCUCCCUGCAGUAAUGAUACCAUGUGAGGCACAGCUGCUGGCUAAUCCUGCUUAGCCUGCAUUUUGCCGCUCUCACCACCACCGAGCAUUGAUGUUCGGAAAGAGAGGCCAGGAGUUUAUUUAUAAGGCAAAUUGUAAUGGUCUGUUUUCUGGCUGUUACAGGAAACAAAGUAUUUGGGUUAAAGGACCAGAAAUAUGAAGGUAUUUGUUUGCGCUGUCGAUUACUUUGAGUUGUGUUCUCAUGAGGCCAGUAAUCAUCACACUGGGGAAGCAGCAUGACUUGGCAACAGGUGUGAAGCUUGCUCGGGCAUUUUUAUCAAAGGGAAAUUGAUAUAAGCUGAAAGAAGUUGCCAUAAAAGAUGUUUGAGCCCAGGGCAGCCUUCGAUUCAUCCUAAAAGCACAAAAACUCUGGUUCUGAUUCCGUCAGAUCUGAACUAAAACGACUUCCUGCGAGCCAUCAGAUGAAAAUCUGGUGGAAAGCGUGACUCCUCGUCUGUGUAGAGGACUGGGAUAGGUAUAGAAAACCAGAGCAGAGACAAACACGCAGCAACCUCUCAGCAAUUACAGCUCCCCACUCCGAGGUGCCAUAAUGGCCUGGAGCUUGCCUCUGUCGAGCAGCUACUCCAUGUCCCCACGUUGCAGCCCCACGUGAUGCGACGGCGGUAGCCGUCUCCGUUUGCACGGACCAGAAGUGAACGAUGCUGUUCCUCCUCUUUAUAAGUGGUGUGUGUAGAGCUACAACUAUCCCUCUGUAACCUCACGCCCUUCCUUUUUGUCAAUGUGCUUUUUAUCACCGACUCUCUGAGAGAUUGUUUCAUGCUGCAGCCUCAUUUUGUAUUCUGUGUGUGUGUGUGUGUGUGUGUGUGUGUGUGAGAGAGAGAAUUGGAAAUUGAGCCAUGUAAUAAGUGCUGUGCUUCCCCAGAAAGGAUUGCUGAAACUAACUUAUUCCUCAGCAGCUCAGCCAAAGAAAUAGGAGGGAUGUUAUUCAAAAUGCAGUCCCUUUCAGAAUAAUGUUACCCACCUGCUAAUCGCUAAUGCGCUCUUGAUAAUAAAGAUGGUGACUUGGGUUUUCAGCCUGUUUUUACUCGCUUUUUAAAUAUUUAGAGGACUUGCUGGACUAAAGUCUUGUUAGCUGGAGCUGUUUGACUGCAUCAUUUUGGAAAGCUUUGAAGUAAAUCCUUCCCCUCCGAAGAGUCGGUUUUAAUUGUCUUUCUGUACUUUUUACUCCAUUCACAUCUCAGGGAUAGCUUAAACCUAAAAGUGUAAAAUGUGCUCUGAAACACCACGAGCCACUGCAUCAGCCUGACUUACUUCUCUUACACGCCCACACUUAAGGUUCUCUUCGUGUUGCUUUUGGACAUUUGUGAAUUAUUUUCUUUAUGUACAUACAAAUGUUCCUUUGUGCCUCUGUAUUGUAUUCCUACAUGACAAAUAUGUUACAUGCUACUUUUUAUAAAAUGACUAAACCUU